Molecule: messenger RNA, 3404 nt
Organism: Spirometra erinaceieuropaei
Lineage: Eukaryota; Metazoa; Platyhelminthes; Cestoda; Diphyllobothriidea; Diphyllobothriidae
Source: the annotation of a GenBank genome assembly
AUGUCGCCGUGCCUGCUUCACCAUGAUGUGGAGCACACGGUGGACAUCGUCAGCAACGACGAUGAAACUGCCAGGUUGGUCUUUUGCCUGAAGGACUCCGUAAAUCGAUAAGCCCGCAAAGCUGGAAACAAUCUGUAUCCAGACAGCGCAGCAGUCAGACCUGCCAACUUCUCGAAGUCCUCGAUUUUCCCUUUGAACACUCCUUCGUUUGAAAUGACGUGAUUUGUCGGGUGUCAAACUUGGCUCUCCUCUGAAGUCACUUCAUUUUCUACGCUGAAAGUGAGAACAGGUUUUCGUUUUGAGGUAGACGGGAAUAUUUACCGAAAAAAGUCCCCAAAUACCAUUGCCCAACAGAGGUGAAAAGUGCAGAUUUCAGUACUUUCGACGUGAUCAGUUAUCGCGCGGACUGAGUUUUCUCCAAGGAAGUUGCACCUGGCGCUGGGUUAAGAACCUCAACAGCGAGACGUGCUUCCGUCCCUGCCUGCUGGACUGCGUCUACGUUCUCUCGCCUCGGCAAAGACUGCCCCAUAAUUCCGUCUUCCCCGACUUUUGAUUUGGGAACCAUCAAGUUGUCCGCCUAUCGCACUACGACAGGUUGUCAUCUUUGGGUAAGCGAGCAACGUCGGACCUAUCUCCUGACCAUCUUCUGCAGUUGGAUAUUUGACCUUACUGCAAACCUCUAAGAGACAACUACAUCACCGGCAUUCCGGUUUUAAACCCUUGUGACGCCGACUUACACCAUACGCGAGGAUUAAUGGUGGAGGGGCGCUUACUGAUCGUGUUACGGAACUCGCUCGUCCCCUUAUGCCAUGCGACGUUGGACUUUUAACCAGCAGGUCGCGGGAGCGAGCCCCAGGUGUUCCACACCUCCGGGUUGGGUAUGGCUGGCUGACUACGGCCAAUAAGCCAGAAAUGGCUAUCCCAGUCUCCCUUGUCUUUGUCGGUAAUGUUGCCCUCCCCUGAGGAUUAGUUUAAAUUACCUACCAACCGAAGACGGCUCUGACGUUGCCUGCAACGCUGCGCUCUGACUUUAAAUUUGACGGGUCGUUUGGAACUUAUUAUUCUCUGAAGUACUUCCAGCAAAGAAAUUUCCGUGUGUGGGAGAGAGGACAGAGUGAUUGGCAAGCGGUGCAAUGUUAAAGUUAUUCUUGGGGUUAGUGAUUUUCAGAUCUGGAAUCUCUUCUAUCCCCUGGAAUGCACUCUCUGGCAUACUUCACUCCGGUUUGCGUAAACAUAAAAAUCAUCAAACCAAGCAAGCCGAAUUGAAAUGUUCCGCCACCUGUACCUAGUGAUAAAGAACAUUUUAUCUUUCAUUUGCACUAGGUUGAUAUGUAUCACCAGAACUUAACCAACCCCAUACUCAUAUUGAAACAGUUGAGAGAUCCGAGUUGAUGAUUUGAAGGAAAUGAUGGACUCGCCGGAACGGGUUUAUUUAGGUGCUGGCGUUUCAAAGAGCUUGAUCGGCUUCCCAUUGUCGAAGGGUAAAGUGCACUUAAUCAACCAGAAAUUUCAACUGGCAUGUCGCGUUAGCUGGCCUCAUGCUGAUCGAUUUUUCUCUUCUCUCGCUGCUCCCCGCCUCUCGGGGGGCGGUUGGCGGACGUUUUGUCUGUGUGCUUUGCACGCCACCGCUUCGCCGGAGGGAAGGUGGUUGAACCUUCGUCGAGUGGCUGGUCUGGUGGUUCUUCUUCCUCGCCGAGUAGACUCACCUUCGGCCCGUCUGUGUAUGGCCUUCUUAAGUCCAGUGUACUAACUUGGUCGUGAGCUUUACGAACGAGAUGACGUAGGACCUCGUAGGCUGCAGGAAGGUCCAAAUGCCUGUUGAUGGAGUCAGCAUACCCCAUACUGCUUAAUUUAACAGUGCGCAAGUUUAUCUCUUAAAACGACUAGUUUGACUUCUGUAUGAUAAGACCGCAAGGCGGACAACUGUUUUUUAUAUAUUAUUGCGAAAUGAAUAUUUUGAUUCCUACUACGGCUGUGGCUGUCUCAUGCUUAUGUUUGUCCUCAUAAGCGGCAGUGUUCGAUCUCGCGCCCCUCACCGAACCUCUGGAUUGCUUCGACAAAGCCCGCUAACGGCUUGACUCAAAUGCUGUUGCCUAACGCCCCCUGUACACGAAGGCUGAUCCUACUAUGGUCGAAGCACCUAUUCUGUCGGGCUUGCAUGACAAACCUAUCAUUCUUUACUGCCCCGUAAUUGCUGCGUAUUGCGUAAUUUUAGAAGCUGAUAUGCCCCCUGAUCACUGACCAUAAAAACUUGGCGGGACUCUUUUCAUCAGACAAAAAGGUACGACUGACGACACGUCCAGUUCCUGCAUGUGAGAAUACUUUUCUGCGUUUCUGUGACUUCCUGACUUCUGAUCGGACACCGCUUGUCCACAUAACGAUCCCGGUUAAAUCCGAGAUUGUUUAAACUGCCGCGAAGCUAGGGCGGGCCUUCGCGCUGCUAGGGUUUUAUGAUUAAUUUGACUGGAGAAUUUGGCCUCUUGUAGAUUUGUGCGCACUUGGCCCAACACGGAAGCAGGUGCCGUUUGAACUGCGGCCUUUCCAAACUCGAAUAAAAGUCCGCCAAAAGGCCGAGCAGAAAUGCACAACUGACACGAUGCAGUUUGUGCGGCAAUAAAUUCCCGGUCAUUGAACUUGUAAAAUUCACAGAAUCUGCACAAGUACAAAGUACUUUGACCGAUGAUCAUUGCCUGUACAUUCUGUGGCCAGGCAGGAUAGAUCAAUAAAAGUGCAUUUCUUAAAGUCACGCAUGUGUAACGCUCACGCUAAAGAACUAGGAUUGUGAACGACUCGUAAUCACUGAAUUCGAUCAAACAUAUAGGGCCGAUUUGCGUAUUUAUAUCAGGGCGCGGUUUUACAGCAUUCUCGGAAUUCUCUGAAACGAUGAACACUGUACUUCGAGCGACUACUAAUACUUGUCUUUUGAACGAAUAGCUCCGAUUACGAGAAACGAAUCGCGCAAUGACACUCCAAUAAAUUUCGGUGAGUAGGUGCAUAACGUUCUUGCUCAAUGCUUCUUAGCCGAGCAAAAGCACUCGAGACCGUCCUGCAGACUGAAAUGAUAAGGAUAACAACUACCCCAUUGGAUUUUUGUCAUUGGCUUCCUUAAAGCGCGCGUGGAGGCGCUAAUGGACAAGUGAGUAUCAUCGGUGGUGGUGGUGGUGGUGGUGGUGGUGGUGGUGGUGGUGGUGACGGCGGCGGCGGCGGCGGCGGCGGCGGCGGCGGCGGCUGUGACGGCAGCAGCGGUGGCGAUGGUGACGGCGAUGGUGAUGGUAUUGGCAGCAGCAGUAGUGGCAGGGGUUUUGGCAAAGAACCAUGUACAUUCAUAAGGUUGCAGUUUAUCUCACCUGUUUGCGCUAUUAGCCUUCAGUAUCCCAGCAAAACUUUCAGGCUACACCCUCUGA